Soboliphyme baturini is the source of this 447-nucleotide messenger RNA. Lineage: Eukaryota; Metazoa; Nematoda; Enoplea; Dioctophymatida; Soboliphymatidae. The record is from the annotation of a GenBank genome assembly.
AUGGAGUACGUUCUCGAUACAGUGUCGGACGUAUUCUCUUGCAGUCCGGUGAAGAAGGAAACGUUGUUUUACAUGAGCAUGAUUUGUCAGCUGGUCAUCGUACCGUUUAACGGGUUUUGGUUUUGCGUUCUACUCUACCUACUGCUGUGCACCAUCGCCGUGACGCUCAGCACCGUGCUGAAGCAUUUGUACAUGCGCUACAUUGACAAGACUUUGCUUGUUGACAACGGCAACAACGGUUACUUGAAUACGUACAAUCCGCAGUACGACCCGUACAACAUGACGCUGGAAGCACUGCCAAAGAGUUCCUCCAUUGCCGGACUGAACGAUGCAUUACAGAAGUUGGUCUCUCUUUACUGCCUGCAUAACCUUACCGUAAUUCACCUACCUUUGAGCGAUAUUGCGUACGCGUCUCUUCGAAUCUACCGAUGGUUGAAGUGUUUGUAG